UCCUUCUCUCUCUCUCAACCAAAAUCCAAGCCGUGCCAUUUGGCUUUUCCACCAACUUCUCUAUAUAGCCACCUUCCACUACAGUAUCGAUCUGCUCAUUAUUCAUCUUCCAUGUCCAUUUUCUUCUGAAACUCUACUCUGCAUUUGAUCUAUCUCUGGUAUGGAAAAGCCAUGGCGGAGCGAAAGAAGUCAGCGGAGGAGGAAAACUCCGUCCUUUUCUUCCUCCCUCCUGGAAGCCAUUUACCAUUCCAUUGACGAGUCGGUAGAGGAGAAAGAAACGUCGUCGUUCGCGUACAGAAGGAACAACAAUGGCGGCGGCGUUGGCGUUGAAGUGGAAGAGGAAAUCACCAGUCUCCGACGAGCAAUCAUGUUGGAGAAAUGGAUGGAGAGCUACACGAGGCGGCAAUUCUUCAACUCCGACUCCACCUCGUCCACGGAUUCCAGCUUGUUUUCUUCGUCGGAGACGGAGUCGUCGUCGGCGGCGUCUAGGUCUACUAGUACUCCGAAAUCCUCGAUUUUCGCGGCGAAAUCGGCGAAUUUUGAUAGGGAAAAGACGGUUGCUGCCCCUGAGGGGAAUCAGAAACGUGAAGGGAGGUUCAUGAGGACGAAAUCUAGGGCGCUGAAGAUCUACGGAGAUCUGAAGAAGGUGAAACAGCCGAUUUCACCGGGCGGAAAAAUCGCUAACUUCCUUAAUUCAAUAUUCAACUCAUCGAGAAGCAAUAACCUGAAGAAACAUCCCGCAGAAGCCAUCGAAGAUUGGAGCUCAGUGAGGAAGUCAAGAUCAGUGAAGGACUCAACAAUGGCGUCUAGGUCUUGCCUCAACAAAACACCUUCCCGAGCCAAAUCCAAAAGGUCAGUAAGAUUCUGCCCCGUAAGCAUCAUCCUCGACGAAGAUUGCCAGCCGUGCGGCCACAAGAACACCUACGAACAAAACCAGAAGAAUCCAAUUCCAUAUAUCACUACUCAUUACAUUAACAACAGUUUCCGAGAUUCCAGAGAAAUUUACGACGAAAACAGCAACAGCAGCGACGAAGACGAAGACGUGAGGAGCUGCACUAGCUCAGAUCUGUUUGAACUGGAAAACGUCGGCUCUUUCAGCCGCGUUGUGGAUGCAACGGCGGCGAAUGAACUCCCUGUUUAUGGAACCACAAGCCUUAAACUCAAUCAAGCCAUUGCUAAUGGAUUACGUUCAUGAUGAUGUAACUUGAAUUGAUUAACAGUUCUUGGAUCAUUUAACUUGAGUGAUUAUAUUAUUAUCUACCUACGGGCUACCCUGUGUAUCAUAUUCAACUUUGUUAAUGAAAGCUUUGCAUUAUGCUUGCUAGUUGCUA
Molecule: messenger RNA, 1331 nt
Organism: Ipomoea triloba (trilobed morning glory)
Lineage: Eukaryota; Viridiplantae; Streptophyta; Magnoliopsida; Solanales; Convolvulaceae
Product: protein BIG GRAIN 1-like A
Exons: 1
Coding region: 161-1195 (344 amino acids)
Biological process (GO): auxin-activated signaling pathway
Source: RefSeq, a predicted model, not a curated record